AUGUGGUGCCCAUCUCUGCCACAGCGUGAAGUCAGGGUCGCUGGCAAACGCCGCCGCCUUGAUGACUUGGCAGCGGUGUUUCCCGACCCGGAUGAGCUCAUGGAUGACGCUCACGUGGAUACAGGCCCAAUACUGGGUCGCGGUGACGACAUGCACGGCAGGGAUUUCGUGGUUGCAGAUAGGGAUACGGCUCGAUCGACUCGAUGGGGGCCUCGUCACCUUGCAGUGGGCGCAGCAUCCAUCACUACGCCGCCGACUGGUGUGCGUGCAACCCCGGCUCCGGCAGUGCGACGACCUCUGACUCCCGCUGCAUCCGGCACUCGUGCCACGCGGUGGGGGCCACGUCACUGCGCGAUCGGGGCCGCGGCGGUUGCCCACCUUGUCACUGGCGAAACGACUGUUCCGGCGCCCACUGCUCGGGACCCACUGCCAGCAGCGCCUCGACGAGCAACGACACGUUGGGGACCUCGCGUUGUGGUGACGGUGCCUUCAACAAGGCGCCGAACCUACUUACGACGGACUUCCUCAUCCGUUGUCAGGGCGACUGCUGCGGAAGAUGCUCCUGCCCCUGCCUCUACGGCCCCGCCGCCUACACCUGCACCGCGUCCCGCCGGUCCCUCCCUGUCAGUGGCAGCAACGGCUGGUGUCGCCGAGGCAGAGCCAUGGCUUCUACGUUUCGAUGGUGCAUGCCGACGGAACCCUGGCCAAGGCGGCGCUGGUGCGGCUCUCUUUGACUCGAGUGGCACCGUGGUGUGGACCUGCUCACACUUUCUCCCCGCCAGCGGUGAAACGAAUAACACUGCUGAGUACACAGCUCUACUGGUGGGGGUCCAGAGCGCAGUCCACCAUGGUGCCACGCGAUUGCUCGUCGAAGGUGAUAGCAACCUGGUGCUGGCUCAGGUGCGCGGUUCGUUCGGCUGCCACAACCGACGGCUCAGGCGCUUGCGAGGUCAAGUGCGAACGGAGUUGGCACGACUUGACUGGCACCAACUUCGGCAUAUCGACAGGCAAGCCAAUGCCCACGCCGACCGUCUUGCUAACCGUGCACUUGACCUCCGACGCACCGCCGUCGAGUGUGGACCUCAUUCUAGCGUCAUGGAUUGCUGCUUUAUCCUGACUUCCUCUCCGCCGGAUGCUACACCGGUAGAGCCGGGAACUUCUGCUGAUGGCUCUGGUGUCGAGGACAUGAUGAUGGACACAGUCAGUCUUGGCAUUGAGGCCGAUAUUGCUGCUCGUGAUGGAGGUGAGGUCUUUCCAACCUUGCCUAUUGGCCCAGACUCAUCUCCCGAGCGGCAACCUCGGCUUCGAUUGCGUCCGUUGACCGAGGCGGAACAUGAUACGGCUGCAGCUGCAGUGCAGCGAUUUGCCGAGGUCAUGGCUUGCAAGAUUGUGGACGCAGACAGUUGGAUUACAGGGGAAGGCUACAUCUCUGCUAUUCCUGACCGCCUUCGUGAAGCCCUUCUGCCGUACACCAUCGUCUCGGCUAGCUCUGACAGGCCUCGAGCUACUCCGCCUCGCCAGCGACAACGUCGACCUCCACGUGUGACGCACACGCACCGAGAGCAUCGUCUCGAUGAGGCACUGGACGACAUGCAGACGACUCAGCGCGCAAACCCGGGUGAUCGCCAAGCGGUGCAGAAGGCUCGCCGUCGUGUUGGAAGGAUCCGUGCAUCGAUGGCGCAGCUGGCCUUGCGUCGAGCUUUCACCACGGACGAAGCCACGUGUGUGGCCAAGAUUUUGGACGGUGCCUCGGCGGAGACCGCGGGUGUCGAGCAUCCAGACACCUGCCCCAUCGGCAGGGAGGAGCUCCACCGUCAUUUUGUGGGCACGAGCACGGCCCCAGCUCCCUUCAACUACGAUGCUGCUGUCGGUAGUGAGUUUAGGGCCGUGCUCCAUGAUUUCUCGAUGGACACGUUGGGUGGCGAUUGUUUCGACGGCGAUAUUUCGAUCGACGAAGUGGAGGACCAGCUACUGCGGGCUGCCAAGGCAUCCAGCCCCGGGCACGAUGGGGUUGGCUAUGAUGUCUAUCGCCGGUUUGCCCCGCAGUUGGUGCCCCUUUUGCAUGCCGCGUACCAGUUCUGUUGGCUGCAUCGGAUGGUGCCUUCGCUGUGGAAGGUGGGCGUCGUUCGCCUGAUCCACAAGAAGGGUGACCCGAUGCAGCCGACUAACUGGCGACCAAUAUGCCUGCAGCCCGCUAUCUACAAACUCUACAGCGGGCUGCUGGCACGUCGGCUAUCGCGCUGGUUGGAAUUGAACAACCGGUUGCCGAUGGCGCAGAAGGGGUUUCGGGCUUUCAACGGUUGUCACGAGCACAACUUCGUGGCAACUACCAUGUUGGACCAGUCCCGACGGUCGCACCGGAAGUUGUACCAAGUGUGGUACGACUUACGCAACGCCUUUGGUUCGCUACCACAGGCACUCAUGUGGCAGGUGCUCCGCCGCCUUGGCGUCGAGCCCCGGUUUAUCAGCCGAUGCCAGGACAUUUACGAUGGUUCCGCCUUUGUGGUGGCGAAUGCAAAAGACGGUGCGACUGACCCAGUGAGGCAGGAAGUGGGGGUCUACCAGGGAUGUCCCUUGAGCCCACUCUUGUUUAUCGCUGCACUGGUACCUCUCGUACGCCGCUUGGAACAGCUGGAGGAUGUCGGUGUGCCGCUGGCGGAUGGUGUACGGCCGUGCACCACCGCCUAUGCUGACGACAUCAAGGUGUUCAGCAACAGCGCCACCGGUAUCCAACGCUGUCAUGGCGUGGUAGCGCGCUUCCUCGCUUGGACUGGGUUGCGUGCGAAUCCGGCCAAGUGUGCUAGCCUCGCGGUUACCACCAAUGCCCGCGGCAACCUGGCUCUUGACGAUAGCGUCCGCUUGGAGCUUCAUGGUGAUGUCAUCGCCUCACUCACCCUUAACGAGAGUUACCGGUACUUGGGGGUGGGCGAUGGCUUCGACCAUGUGCAGCACCGCCUCCAGCUGGAGCCCAAACUCCAACAGAUCAAGCGGGAGGCGGUAGCGCUGAUGCAGUCUGGCCUAGCGGUGUGGCAGGUGGUGAAGGCGUUGAAGACAUACGUAUACCCGAAAGUGGAAUACGCCCUUCGCCACCUGCGCCCGCUCCAUUCACAGCUUCAAGGCUUUGACUGCGCCGUGAAGCGUGGGUUGCGGCAUCUGUUACGCCUGCCACAGUCCGCCACCACCGAGUUCUUCUACACACCCACUUCUGGUGGUGGGCUGGGCCUGCAGUCGCUGGUGGAGAUGCACCAAGCGCUGCAGGUGGCACACGCGUGGCAGAUGUUGCAUUCGAAGGACCCCGCUAUCGUGGCGGUGGCACAGGCACAGGUGUGUCAGGUGGUGCGCAAGCGCUACCGGCUUGUUGAAGACCACUGGGUGGGUCGAGACGACGAGCUCAUCCGGUUAUUUUUGAACUCGGAGCUUGCGUCGUCUCCCCAUGCCACCGCCAAUCGACGUUCGGGUGAUAUCGCUUCGUUGUGGGUGGACGUACAGCGAGUGUUAUGCGUCCACCAACUCAAGUUCUCUGAUACCACUGCAGAGUCUGGACAAGACCGUCUCGCACUUCGCGUGCCGCACCAUGACAAGUGGCUUGACCACAAGACUGUGUUGCGGCACGUGAAGUUGCACAUGAAGAUUCGCCACCAGACUCGGUGGAAGAGUCUGGUGGAUCAAGGCAAGACGGCCCGGGUACACGGUGGACCAGGGUCCAAGUUUGUGAUGUCGGGAGCGAGCCUGUCCGAUGCUGAACACCGUUUCGGCAUCCAGGCUCGCCUGAACCAAGUGGACACUAACUCGGUGCUCAAGCGACGCCGCUUGCGAGCCAAUGCCCGUUGCCGGACGCCGAACUGCUCGAGUGCCGAGACGCUGGCGCACGUUUUGAAUCAUUGUGCGCCCAAUAUGGGCGCAAUACGCCAGCGUCACGAUAGUGCACUCGAGCAGAUCGGUGCCAAGAUUCGGCAAGCGCUCGUUCGCACCAAGUCCGGCGCAGAGCUUCGCCUGAAUCAGACAGUCCCCGAGUACACUGGUGCAGCUCUGCGCCCUGACAUCGUGCUGCGCGAUGUGACCGCCAAGACCAUAUUUAUCGCUGACUUGGCGGUCACGUUUGAGGACCAUGCUGCUGGCGCCCGCCACUCCUCACUUCACAGCAGCCAUGACUUCAAGAUGCUAAAGUACAAGCCUAUUGCGGAUGAGAUGCGGUUGAAGGGGUGGCGAGUGCAGUCUGCAGCACUGAUUUAUGGCACGCUGGGAUCGGUGUAUCCCAGCAACUUCAAGACAUACACGGAGAUGCUGCAUCUGCUUAAGCGUGAAGCCCGGCAGCUGGAUCUUCAGCUGUCGAGCCACUGCAUACGAUCAGGCCACAAGAUAUGGAGCGGGCAUUGUCGUCUUCACCGUGAUCUACAGCGCAGUGGUGGUGCCUCGGGAGCACCGCGUGGGUCUGGGGGGACCCCGCGGAGCAGAUCGCGGACACAGGUACGGCGAUAA
Hyaloperonospora brassicae is the source of this 4479-nucleotide messenger RNA. NCBI's taxonomy places the organism in Eukaryota, Oomycota, Peronosporomycetes, Peronosporales, Peronosporaceae. The record is from the annotation of a GenBank genome assembly.